AUAUAAGCUUUGAGAGCGACUGAGGAGUUCACUGCAGUGAGCAGGAUCAUCUGAGCGAAUCCACUCUAGUCUUAGAGAUAACCCCAAGUUAAAAAUGGCAUUCGCUGGAAUUCUGAAAGACGCUGACAUCACUGCAGCCCUUGCGGCUUGCCAAGCUGCCGACUCUUUCAAGCACAAGGAUUUCUUUGCUAAGGUCGGCCUGACUGGCAAGUCCCCUGAUGACGUCAAGAAGGCCUUCGCCGUCAUUGACCAGGACAAGAGUGGCUACAUUGAGGAGGAAGAGCUGAAGCUGUUCCUGCAGAACUUCUCUGCCUCUGCCAGAGCUCUGACCGACGCUGAGACCAAGGCGUUUCUCAAGGCCGGUGACUCUGAUGGUGACGGCAAGAUCGGAGUUGAUGAGUUUGCUGACUUGGUCAAGGGUUAAAUGAAUAAGCUGACCAACAUCUUACUUCUAAAGGAACAACUUGAGCCAAGACAUACUCCUCCUCUCUUCUUCUCCUCUUCCCUCACUCUCUCAAUCUUCAGUACUCCCCACCACUUUUAUACACUUGACCCCCCCGCCAUCGACCGUAAAUAAACUCUUCCCUCUCUCUCUCUCUCUGGCCGUGCUCACUCUUCGCUGUCCACAAUGAAUGUACCUGACUAAGUUUAUAGCGUGGUUGACUUGUGUCUUUCUCUCUCUCACUUCUGUCGUCGUUUUACUAUGUGAGUUUUGCUUACCGUGAGAUCAGAUGAUGUACUGUAAUGGGAAACGGACGAACGGAUGAGAAAACAAUAAAGGUUCUUUUUCAGUAA
This is a messenger RNA of Scatophagus argus, 795 nucleotides long. Its product is annotated as parvalbumin alpha. Bases 95 to 424 code for a protein of 109 amino acids. Gene Ontology annotation, cellular component: cytoplasm; nucleus. Lineage: Eukaryota; Metazoa; Chordata; Actinopteri; Scatophagidae. Gene Ontology annotation, molecular function: calcium ion binding. The record is from RefSeq and is a predicted model, not a curated record. The transcript is spliced from 5 exons.